Kuraishia capsulata CBS 1993 is the source of this 1965-nucleotide messenger RNA. RefSeq lists its product as uncharacterized. Gene Ontology annotation, cellular component: cytoplasm; cell tip. NCBI's taxonomy places the organism in Eukaryota, Fungi, Ascomycota, Pichiomycetes, Pichiales, Pichiaceae. The transcript has 2 exons. The record is from RefSeq and is a predicted model, not a curated record. Gene Ontology annotation, biological process: establishment of cell polarity. Gene Ontology annotation, molecular function: cytoskeletal regulatory protein binding. Bases 1 to 1965 code for a protein of 654 amino acids.
AUGUCGUCUCAGGCGAAACCCCACAGAUCGUCGAAAAGACCGCCAUUGGCCACGAUCGAAUCGUGUCUCACAAGGCUAUUGGUUGCUACCAGAGAUCUUCUGGAAAUGUUACCCAAAUGGGCACAGCUUAAAGCAACAGAAGCUGACGUUUCAGAUGCCUAUGUUAGAUUGGGAAACGAGUUCAAGGUUACUUGUAGAGCCUUUUCCAGUGCUGGGGUAGAUAUUACUGAUUUAGGGGAUGUUCCUCAGAAGCUUAGAGAAGUCCUUGAGUCUGCAUUGGUUGAGGAGCCAUCUCAGGAAAUUCUGGACAGGUUUUUGCCUACGAUCCGGAAAAUUAUUGUGGGUAUGGUCGAGAAUCUGAAGACUAAGAAGGAAGCAGUCAAGCAGAUUAAGUCUGAUAGGAACAGUUUGAAGUCUCAAGGCAUUUCGGGGCCUUCUGUGACGUCGGAAAGUGCGAAACAUCGAUCAGAUAACGGUUCGAUUGUCUCGAGUGAGAGCAAUUCGUCGAGUCGGCCUCAAUCAGCGUCUUCUCAUGUGGAUCCGCUAGCUGAACUGGAACGGGGCAACACCCUUCAAAGAAAGGCUUCAAAAAGAUUAUCAACAUACCAGUAUCAACAGAUUAUAAGUUACUCUCCUGGAAGAGAUCCUCCACUGACUGCGGCUGCCGAUAUCGGUUCACCUAGAUCUCCAUUGCCGACUUCACAAAGGAAGCAGCAGCACACAACGAUAUUUCUUAAGAUCGGAUCAAGAGUUCGCAAGACCAGUUAUGAGCCGGUGAGAAAUGUUGAAGACUUGAAGAUGCUGUUCAUAGAGGUAUUUGGUUACUCUCCUGGGUCUGAUUCGUUUCCAGAUGUAUACAUCCAAGACACGCACACUGGUGUUUCUUAUGAGCUGGAGGAAAAGUACCUUGAUGAGAUCAAAGAAGGCAGUAUUCUGUCCAUUACCCCGAAAUCUUCGGAUGAAUCGUAUCAUGCUGAUGGCUUUGACCAGAAGAUAUCUGCUUUGACGGAGAAGGUAGACUUGUUGCAAAAGUCUGUUAUUGCUGAAAUAGGAUCCAUAAAAGACCUUCCCCCAGUAUCCCAGCCUCAGGAGAAGAGAGAAAUUUCAAGCUCUCCUGAAAUACUCAAGAAGAUUGCUGAUUUACAACACCAAGUCACAAUAGCGAGACAAAUUGCGUCUGCCAACAAAAAGUCUAUGACAGUCUCUUUGAACAAACUCCUCGGUAAAUUUGGGGAUUUCCAAGAAACAAGUGCUCUGGCUGCCAAUUCAGCUGAUGACGUCUAUCUGGAGAACUCACUGGUCAAUUUGAGCAACGAAGCUUCAGAGAUGGUUCAGAAAACUGAUAUAAUACAGGAUACUCUGGAGCAGUUCAAGAAGGAUAUCACACAGAGAAGAAUCUGUCCCUCUCCAAAACAGAUUGAAAUGUUGCGCAGAGACAUGGAGAAUACUCGCUCUGAAGUUCUGAAGCUUUCUGAGUUCCUAGAAAAGGAAACUCCAAAUUGGCACAAGAUAUGGCAGGUGGGACUCAGCAAGGUGCUCGAAGGCAAGGACUUGCUGAAAAUGCAAACUGAAGUUAUCCAAGAUCUAAAGGAUGAUUUGGCUAGUGCUGACGACAUAUUCGAUACCAUUGAAAAGUGCUCAGAACAGAUGAUAAAGACCAAAAAGAGCAACGUUGCUUUGAACCUUCCACUGCCGGAGCCUGGUCAGAGUAUUAGCGAUGUGAAAAACGCAGUUCUUUCGGAAGUUGCAGCUCUCCAGCCGAAACAUGAGGAACGCGUGGCAGCAAUAGAACGUGCUGAAAGGAUUCGUGAGCGCCAGAAGGACCUGGAAAGGGAUGAAUUUUCAGAAGAACUGAGUGGGGUUGUUGAAGGGAAUAAACUGAAGAAGUCCGGUGGCAUAGAAGAAACUGAACGUGUAAGGAGGUUGAAGGAUGAACAGAACCUCAAGGGGCAGGCUAUAUUAUAA